Hippopotamus amphibius kiboko is the source of this 954-nucleotide messenger RNA. Its product is annotated as olfactory receptor 13C7-like. Gene Ontology annotation, biological process: G protein-coupled receptor signaling pathway. Gene Ontology annotation, molecular function: olfactory receptor activity; G protein-coupled receptor activity. The record is from RefSeq and is a predicted model, not a curated record. The coding region runs from base 1 to 954 and encodes 317 amino acids. The transcript has a single exon. Gene Ontology annotation, cellular component: membrane. Lineage: Eukaryota; Metazoa; Chordata; Mammalia; Artiodactyla; Hippopotamidae.
AUGGAAAGGACCAAUUGGACAGACACUGAGUUCAUUCUACAGGGACUUUCUGCGUACCUAAGAGCUGAAAAAAUCCUUUUUGUGAUGUGCUUGCUGAUAUACCUGGUGAUCCUCCUGGGGAACAGCACCUUGAUCAUCCUCACUCUCCUGGAUUCCCACCUUCACACCCCUAUGUACUUCUUCCUUGGUAAUCUUUCCUUCCUUGACAUUUGGUACACAUCCUCCUUUAUCCCCUCAACACUGAUACACUUUCUAUCAGAGAAAAAAACCAUCUCCUUCACUAGAUGUGUUGUUCAGAUGUCUGUCACUUUCACUAUGGGGUCCACAGAGUGUGUGCUCCUAGCAGUGAUGGCAUAUGACCGUUAUGUAGCCAUCUGUGUCCCUCUGAGAUACCCCAUCAUCAUGAGCAAGGCACUUUGUAUUCGGAUGGCAGCUCUCUCCUGGGGACUGGGCUUUCUCAACUCAUUGACAGAAACAAUUCUUGCAAUCCGGUUGCCCUUCUGUGGGAAAAAAGUCAUCAAUCAUUUUGUUUGUGAAAUAUUGGCCUUUGUCAAGCUGGCUUGCACAGAUAUUUCCUUGAAUGAGAUUACUAUGAUGUUUGGCAAUGUGAUAUUUUUGUUUGCUCCAUUACUGUUGAUUUGUGUCUCCUACAUUUUCAUACUUUCUACUGUCCUCAGAAUCAAUUCAGCUGGAGGAAGAAAAAAGGCUUUUUCCACCUGCUCAGCCCACAUUACAGUGGUGACUCUGUUUUAUGGGACAAUUCUCUUCAUGUAUAUGAAGCCAAAAUCCAAAGACUCUGCUUUUGACAAACUGAUUACCCUGUUCUAUGGAGUAGUCACACCCAUGCUCAAUCCUAUCAUCUAUAGCCUGAGGAAUAUGGAGGUGCAUGCAGCUGUGAGAAAGUUGAGAGCUAGACUGGUUCUGCAGGAAAGGAUGAGGAGCUUACAUCUUUGA